Molecule: messenger RNA, 1744 nt
Organism: Juglans microcarpa x Juglans regia
Lineage: Eukaryota; Viridiplantae; Streptophyta; Magnoliopsida; Fagales; Juglandaceae
Exons: 4
Coding region: 789-1559 (256 amino acids)
Cellular component (GO): plasma membrane
Source: RefSeq, a predicted model, not a curated record
CAGAAAUCAUCACAGCAAUGCCGUUCUUAGUCUGAAACUUGAACAAUCUGACAUCGUCUCAGUUAUCAUUAAUCUCCCGCCAUUAAUACCCCCAUCAGUUUGCACAAGGAGACAUGGAUGGACCUCGCCAUCUUCAUUAAUAUGCAUUCAUGCAGCAGCAUCACAGCAGCAUGCAUGGGAGAUUGGUUCUAUACUCACCAUCACAACAAAUAUUACCUAUAGACACGUGCCACACGUAAUCUAUAUAUGCAAGGUGUGGCCACGUGGCAGACACUGAGGUCGAUGUUCUGCAGUCAUGGGAAAAGGGUCGAGAAGUUUCUUCUAUAUAUGUUCAGUCUCGUCUGGCUCCAAAAUUGAGGUGUUGAGGACCCUAGACUGAAACAUCUUUGGGAUCAUAAAUUUUAUAAUAUCUAGGAAGAUGACCCUAUAUUGCUUCUGUAAUACUAAACAAGAAAUGUUUGAAAAUUUGGCCUUCUCGAUGGAGAGUGUCGGUGGGUGCAGCAGCACAGCACCCCCUGGCAACAUGAACAUGGGAGCUACCACUCGGGAUUGGUUGGCACAAGGUGUCCGGAGCAGUUUGGCUGUCGGGUGGUGCGACUGCUGAGCACGCCCUACCAAAUUCCCAAUCACGGGUAUUCUCUUCAGCAGAAGUAUACGGCUCAUGUGGACACAGGAAGGGGACCAAAUGGGGGGAAGAUUGCCUUGGUUUUGUUGAUGGAGUGCGUGUGUUCAAAAUUGUCCUUGGCCGACUUUUCUGAUCGAGUGAAAUUUUCUUAGGAAAUAAGGGCAUGCUUUCACCAUUCACUUGCUUUGGCAAUGAUUUUAAAGUACUUGAUCAGCCUAAACUCCAAGCUGAUCAUGGCCUUCCAUGCAUGGAUGCUCCAAGGCAAAAUUCAGACUGUUUCUGUUGCCAGGAACUCUGGCACGAGUGUUCUUUCAAGAGAUGCUGCUGCUUUCUUCUUAUCUUCCUCAUGUUUAUAGUUCUGGCAGUUGGGAUGGCUACAUUAAUUGUGAUCUUCCUUUUGAAGCCUGAAAAGCCUGUUUUCUCCUUCCAAUCAAUAAGAAUGGAUUGGUAUGAGCUAGAUGCUUAUUCUGGUUCAGUCCUGUUUGUUUCAUCCGUUUUGACUUUGACCCUGAAUGCUCAAAAUCCUAACAAGGUUGGCCUAAGGUACAGUCCUUCACGGCUUAGUGUCUAUCAUGAAGGAGUGCCAAUAGGAGCAAUCCGAGUUCCAGGAUUCUUUCAGCCUGCUCACAGCAACAAUGUCAGUGUGCGAACCAGGGUUCUGUUUCAUUAUGUGAACCUCAGCCAGAUUGUUGCAGGGAAAGACAUAAUUGAGAUGAAUAUAUUAGGUGAUGUUAGAGCUCAGCUGUGGGUAUUUCACAUGACUUUGUUACGAAUGAAGGUUGCUCUAGAUUGUGACAUAGACAUUGACUACAGGGAGCUUGCAUUAAAAAACGAAGUUGAUGCCAAAAGGGUUGUUCAAAAUCAUCACUUCGCUUCUUUUCCAACCAACUCCAAAUUUAUCUUCAGGAAGUGCGCGCUAGCUUUAUACGCAUAAAGACAGCCAAGGCCCAAAGUCACAUUUGAGGGUCAGUUCCUGAUAUCAAAGAUUGAUUAUGAUGCCUCUCUAAAAAGUUUUAAUAUCAGUUGUCAAAUCCAACUAUGGAUACAUAGUACAUACAUGAACUUCUGGCCUCGUCUUCUUGUGCGCUUUCCAUCACUGCUUCUACUGUUGCACUGUAA